This is a messenger RNA of Nomia melanderi (Alkali bee), 2683 nucleotides long. RefSeq lists its product as uncharacterized. NCBI's taxonomy places the organism in Eukaryota, Metazoa, Arthropoda, Insecta, Hymenoptera, Halictidae. The record is from RefSeq and is a predicted model, not a curated record.
AAAAUCCGACGAAGCCGCAGUAUCAUUUCCACUAGUGGCGUAGUGGGGUCCGGCUCGUCUGUUGGUUUCCUCGGUUCUGCCGCUUUCCCUGUCGCGUCCUUUCGCUCGGUGGUUGUUUCGUUCCAGCGACCAGAACAACAGAGGACCGAUCCGGUGGAUACGCGCGGCUCCCAGUGCACCGAGGAGCAUCGGCAUUCGCCGAUCUCCUUUCGAUUCCCCUCCGAAUCGAGGAUCCUCCGAUCGCGAUCGUGGCCCGAUGAUCCACCGCGGCUCGCGGUGUGUUUACCAGUUUGGUGGAUGUUGCCACAGUGAGUCACUGUGUCCCGCGUAGUCUGAUCGUUCACCUAGUGCAUAUCACCUCGGGCUACGAAACGGCGACGACGACAACGACUGCUAGGCGAAUCGGCGGGGGCGAGAAAGAGAGGGAGAAUGAGACGAGGGACAGAAGCAGAGGCCGAAGCUGCCAGCCGCGAAUUGGGUUACGUCCCGUUCGCCUGGCGACGAUAUAUGACGCAACGGCCACCCUUCGCGAGUACCAGUGGUCCUCGUAAUCUUUGCGUGUCGCUAUAACUGCGACAGGACACUCUGUUGUCGCGUCGCUCCGGACACACGCGAAAAUAAUAAUACGCUCGAGGUGUGCUCUCUCCAUCCAUGCGAUCGUCUAUCCCCGCCCCGUCGCGUCCACUCGAUUGCGCAGCUAGUUUUGGAGGUUAGCCGAUCACGAUUGAGAAACUUGAACGAAAGCGACACCCACCGAGCGAGCCAACCGGAUCAGCUGUUCCCCAGGACGACCUUUUCGCCGCUACCCCCGCUAGCCCAAAUGCCAGUCCAGCACGCGAGCCUGACGAAAACUACCGUCUCCAGAACUGUUUGCCGCGAGCGUGAACGGAGGCAGGACGAUGUUGUCGUACAUGCUGCCCACGGACGACAAGCCGCCACCGGGAGACACGAAUCAGGCCAACCAUCGCGCUGGUAAGCUGCAGAAGAGCCCGAGAGAACGCGCUCACCUUGCCACCAAGUCGGGCAUCGUCGUUUCCCCGAGGAGUCGCGCGGACACGGUCAAAACCAUGAUCGUCCCGACCAAGAUCGAGGAGAACGUCGCCGGCGAGCAACACCACCGGCAGCCCGAGCAACACGGGCUUCCGGCGAACGAGAGCCCGAAGCACAACGGCACCGUGGUCAAGAAGUCGACGCUGCAUACCUCGAAGGUCACCAAAGACGACAGCCUGUACAGCAUCAACAGCGACGCCAGCACGGUCGGCAGCGAUCGGAAGAACAAAAUCUUCAACGGGGCGAAGCACACUAGUCUGAAAAGAGUUUCCUUCGGUUCGAGCAAGGGAUCGAUGGUAGAAACUCUGGUAUACGAGACACCUGUUCAAGAAGAACCGGAAACCAAUCGCUUUCUGGACCACAACGGACUCGUACCCUCUAUGAUCGUACCUGUACCCGAUACCGACGAAGGUAGGGAAAUGGUACGCGUGUCGUUGCUAGGACCACAACCUUCACCGACAACACCCGGCGUAUUUCAGGUGCAGCCCAUCGCGAUAUCGAGGACCCAGCCGAUCGACAUGGACGCCGUUCCAGCGGAACUCUUGACCACGCACACCGAACACACGGCCCCUGCUUACCACACGCAAAUCAGCACGGACAGCGGCUGGGACAAUCCGUUCAGACCGGACGGCGACCUUUCGAGGGAGGCUGACGAGAUAGUGGAAUUGAUAAAAGGUGGGAAACCGAUCACGCCGACCCCCGGCCAGACCGCCCCGCCGUUGCCGAGAUGCGAGGCGGGCUCAGGGAACGCGCAGACCACCCUGGACCACGACUCGAGUUCCAGCCCCCUGCUGAAGUCCUCCGCGAACUCGACGAACCUGCGCGCAAACUCGUCGCCGAAACCCGGCCAAGAGAACGGGAAUGCACACAGCACACCUAUCAAAUCCGCGACCGCGAACAACCAGCAACCCGUCAAUGAUAAGGUUGCCGCGUCGAGGGCAGCGACCGUGGAAGUGGCUAGAAUGACGGCGCAGGGACCAGGCGACGCUUCGCAGGUCGAACACGUCACCCUGAAGAAGAAGCCUAAAUGCAAAUGUUGUGUUCUGCAGUAAUAGAAGAGAAGCGAGCGAGCAAAAGCGAGCAAGGGAUGCCUGAGCUACCGGACGAUCGUUCCGCGUCGUCAGGGUCGCAACGCGGCGGUUUAUCUUCGACGACCAGUUCAGGGUUUCGCGUUGUUUCGGGUCGCCGUGGAAAACGACCAGGAUGUCCUCCCACGACAGGGAGCCGUGUGGUUCCCGCUGGAACAGGAAGACCGAGGAGGAGAGAUCACGACACGUCCAUCGGACCGCUCAUCUCUAGCAACGCGUUCUCUUUCCUGAAACGAAGCGAACUUCGAUUGAUUCUCUCGCGGAAGGGGAUGCGUCUCGUCGAUCCUCGAGGUGGCCGCCGAGGUGGAUCGAUUUCGAGCGACGGGGUUGUCAUCGUUGGAAGGAGGAGACGGAGGAUCCGGGGAACGAUCGAGAACGAACCGACGAGACCGAAGGUGGAGGAUAAAUACCUGAACGCGCGAAAAGCACCGAGCCUCUUGAUAGCCUUUCAGAGACAGUUGAGUGUCCAUAAAAGUACAUAGACUAUGAAUGGAGAGAAUAAAAAAAAAUAUAUAUAUAUAUAUAUAUAUACAUAAAACUAUAUU